GUCCAUAGGACAAAUAAGCAUCCCAAGGGAGGGUCAUUUGCUCCCCCUUCAUCAGCUUUUCUUUUUCUUUCAAUUUUUAGGAAAACAAAUUUUUUUUUUUUUACAUAAAAAAUAGAAAACAAAUUAUAAAAAAGAGGGUUCUUGAGAGGCUGAUUCAAGAUGUCUUAUGGGAGUGAUUCAAAUAAGAAGAAGAGACUUGCCAUUGUGGUGGUCUCCUCCUUCAUUCUGGUGGUUAUUGGAGUUGCUGUGACAGUUGGUGUUACAAGGCAUCAGGAUGACCAGGACAAUUCCGGCGGCGGGGACUCUCACCCGACCACCUCAAACAAGGCCGUCCAGGCGAUGUGCCAGCCCACCGACUACAAGGAAGCCUGCAUCGAGUCCCUUUCUGGGGCCGGCGACAUUACUGACCCCAAGCAGUUGAUCAAGGCCGGCUUCGAGUUCACCAAGAAGAAGCUCGACCAGAUCGCAGAGAACUCCAAAACUCUCAAGGAGGCCGAGAAGGACCCCAUGGCCAAGCAGGCCCUUGAUAUCUGCAGGGACCAGAUGGAACUCGCCAUGGACCAUCUCGAGGAGUCCUUCAACAGGAUCGGGGCCCUGGACAUCACCAAGACCGACGAUGUGCUCGAUGACCUCGAGACGUGGCUCAGCUCCGUUCUCACCUACCAGGGUACCUGCCUGGAUGAGUUCGAGAAUGUGACCAGCCCCGCGGCUCCCAAGAUCAGAGAGGCUCUCAACGGCACCAUUAAGUUCUCGAGCAACGCCCUCGUCAUGGUCAAGGAGUUGUCCUCCAUCUUCAAGAACCUCAACAUCCCCGGCUUCAAGAACCGCCGCCUUCUCCAGGAGGAAGUGUUGGGACACGGCGAGUUCCCGACCUGGAUGGACCCGGUCAGGCGCAGGCUCCUCGCUGACGAAACCAAGCCCAUCCUUGUCAUUGCCCAGGAUGGGAGUGGGGACGUCAGGAGCUUUACGGAAGCUAUCCCGCGUCUACCCCUCAAGUCCAUGAUCCCAAUUGUGGUCCAUGUCAAAGCAGGAAUUUACAGGGAGACCGUAAAAAUCCCCAAGAAUGUCUGGAACAUAACAUGGAUUGGUGACGGGGCCGACAAGACCAGGAUCACAUUCAACAAGAACUUUGCCGAUGGAGUUAAGACCAUGUACACUGCAACAUUCACCCUUAUCGGAGCCGGACACACCUUCAAGAACAUCGGAUUCGAGAACUCCGCUGGUGCCAUCAAGCACCAGGCAGUGGCCUUGGUCGUUGACGGUGACAGGAGUGCUUUCUUUAACUGCCGAUUCGAUGGGUACCAGGACACUCUGUACGCCCACUCGAACAGGCAGUUCUACCGUGACUGCAUCAUCACCGGCACCAUCGACUUCAUCUUCGGUGACUCGAGGACGCUCUUCCAGAACUGCCUCAUCCAAAUCCGCAGGCCACUCGACAAUCAGCAGAACAUCGUGGUUGCCUCUGGCAGGUACGAAAGCCACACGGUCACAGCCAUGGUCCUCCAGAACUGCACCAUCUGCCCAGACCCGACCUUGAUGCCCGUCAAGGCACAAUUCAGGUCCUACCUGGGCAGGCCCUGGAAGCGGUUUGCCAAGACCAUCUACUUGCAGAACUACAUCGACGAUGUCAUCCACCCCGAUGGCUGGCUGCCAUGGCUCGGCACCUUUGCUCUUGACACCUGCUACUACUCAGAGUUCAACAACCGUGGACCUGGCUCCGAGACUUUCCGCCGUGUCAGGUGGCCUGGCAUCAAGACCCUGUCUCCUGCCCAGGCUCUCGAAUACACCGGCCAGACGCUCUUGAGUGACGACAGCUGGAUUGCCGCGACCGGAAUCCCUUACACCCGGGGCAUGAUGUGAUCUGCUUCACCCCAUUUGAUCAUUUGAAAGAUAUUAUGUACUGGGGGAAAAACAAAAAAAACAAAAGAACAAGAAAAUGUAACGUAUGUCAGUGCAUGAUGCCGAAUUAACACCUUCCUGUUGUUGGCAUUUCAACAGAUACAUAUAUACAAAUAUACAAUUAAUCACCA
Molecule: messenger RNA, 2030 nt
Organism: Punica granatum (pomegranate)
Lineage: Eukaryota; Viridiplantae; Streptophyta; Magnoliopsida; Myrtales; Lythraceae
Source: RefSeq, a predicted model, not a curated record